CCACAAUACUGUCUCUAACAAGUUUGUCCCUCUCCGCUUCCUGUGAAGUCGUCUUCCGACAAAAUGGAAGUGAAUCAGGCAAAACAAGAGCAUCUGCUUGCUUUAAAAGUGAUGCGGUUAACAAAACCCACACUCUUUACUAACAUGCCAGUGACAUGUGAAGAUAGAGACCUCCCAGGGGAUUUGUUUGGUCGGCUAAUGAAGGAGGACCCAUCCACCAUUAAAGGAGCAGAGACGUUAAUGCUUGGAGAAAUGCUCACACUACCUCAAAACUUUGGAAAUAUUUUCCUUGGCGAGACUUUCUCCAGUUACAUUAGUGUGCACAAUGACAGCAUCCAGGUGGUCAAAGACAUACUAGUAAAGGCAGACCUGCAGACCAGCUCUCAGAGACUUAACCUAUCUGCAUCCAACAAUGCAGUCACAGAGCUGAAGCCUGAAUGCUGCAUUGAUGAUGUCAUCCAUCAUGAAGUGAAAGAGAUUGGAACUCACAUCUUGGUUUGUGCCGUAAGUUAUACAACACAGGCAGGAGAGAAGCUAUACUUCAGAAAGUUCUUUAAAUUUCAGGUUUUGAAACCACUUGAUGUGAAAACCAAGUUCUACAAUGCGGAGAGUGACCUCAGUUCUGUGACAGACGAGGUGUUCCUGGAGGCGCAGAUCCAGAACAUCACCACGUCGCCCAUGUUCAUGGAGAAGGUUUCUUUGGAGCCGUCCAUGAUGUACAAUGUCACUGAGCUCAACACUGUGGACACUGGGGAUGAAGGAACGUCUACAUUCGGGAAGAUGUCCUACUUGCAGCCCAUGGACACGCGGCAGUAUCUGUACUGCCUGAAGCCCAAACCAGAGUUUGCAGAGAAAGCAGGCGUCAUCAAGGGCGUAACGGUGAUCGGCAAACUGGACAUUGUGUGGAAAACCAACUUAGGAGAGAGAGGGAGGCUGCAGACGAGCCAACUACAGAGAAUGGCUCCUGGUUAUGGAGACGUCCGACUAUCACUGGAGAUGAUACCAGAUACGGUCAACCUAGAGGAACCCUUCGACAUCACCUGUAAAAUCACUAACUGCAGUGAGAGGACUAUGGACCUGGUGCUGGAGAUGUGUAACACCCGUUCUAUCCACUGGUGCGGCGUGUCGGGGAGACAGCUAGGCAAAGUCAGCCCCAGUGCCUCGCUCACUCUGCCCCUCAAACUCCUCUCUUCUGUCCAGGGCCUCCAGAGUAUAUCCGGCCUGAGACUUACCGACACGUUUCUGAAGAGGACAUAUGAAUACGAUGACAUUGCACAGGUGUGUGUGGUUUGUCCAUACAUGAGCCGAGAGACCUAGACCAAACUAGAAUUGUGAUACAGUACAUCUUACAUCUCAAUGGACCAACUACCAAACUUAUGCACCCGAAAGUGAUGUUUUAACAUGUUUUUUUUUAUUGUUUAAUUUGAAAAAAUAAAUAAUGAUUUUAAAUUAAUGUGCAUUUAAAUGUGAAUAAAAGUGUUAACUUAAUGGCUUAUUUUGCAUGGUUAGAAAAACUUGUAUUGUACACUAUAUAAGUACAAAUCUGCCACUGAAGUGAUUGCAACAGCUGUCAAUUUCAAUAUAUUUUAUUCAGGUAUAUUUUCUGACAAAACAUUAUGCUGCCCUGUUUUUACAAGCAUGUUCAUUAGCUUCUAUUGUCUGACAAGAAAUAUCAGAUGGAAGAGCAUGCAAAAUCACCAAGACUGAAGUUCCCUACUAUCAACAAUGCUUCACUUGUGUAAAAUGAAACAGAAUUAGAAGGAAAUGUCAUUGAUGUACAGUAUGUGUGUUAGCUGUGGUUGCCGAUGUUAGUAAAUACAGGGGGGCUGGGCUGCAGACACGGUCACAAUGCAUACUUUCAAAGACAUACUAUCUUAUAAUUGUCUGUCUAACAAUUGCAAUCAAAAGCAAUUACAGUAAUCCUGAUGAUCACGCCUUAAGAUCUUUGUUUCACCCAACAGUAACUAUAACAAAUAAUUUGAUACAAAAAUAACUGUUUCAACAUGAAAGGAUAGAAAACAAUAACCCUGCUUUCGUGUGUAACUCAUGAGAAGGCUCCUUUUUCAAAUAGUUCAGAAAUGCAUACUUUAGGUCUCCAACUGCUUACCUAACCACUUUCAUUCCUUUCUCUACUUCCUUCCAUUCUUUCAUCUCCUUCCCUCCUUGGGGCAAUUACAGAAUAUAAUAUUAAGUCAAUUAUUUGGGCCAGUUCUGAAAGGUGCAAUGUUAUAGAACUAGUGUGUACAACAGAUGCAAUAACCUGUCAUGUUGAAUUGGAAUCCUAUCAGAUGAAUGAAUUAAAUUUCUCUUAAAACGUUUCACCUUAAUAGAACUCUGCAUUCACAUACAUAUCUGUUAAGUAAUUUAAAUCUUUUAGACAGGAUCUGUUUUUUAUUAUUUGGUAAUGGUUUUUAUUAUUUGGUAAUGGUUUCCUGCACAAACAAAAUAAAAUAAAUCUGUUUGGAAUGGAAGAUUAAAGAUCAAAUAGGUGCUGUGAACUGGGUGGAUAUUAAAAUGCUUUUAUAGAA
Esox lucius (northern pike) is the source of this 2528-nucleotide messenger RNA. RefSeq names its product trafficking protein particle complex 13 (gene trappc13). Gene Ontology annotation, cellular component: TRAPPIII protein complex. The record is from RefSeq and is a predicted model, not a curated record. Lineage: Eukaryota; Metazoa; Chordata; Actinopteri; Esociformes; Esocidae. Bases 64 to 1317 code for a protein of 417 amino acids. The transcript is spliced from 13 exons.